GCAGCUAUAUUUGGUAGCUGUAAUCAAUUUGUAUUGGAUUUGUCUUGCUUUGUAGAAACGAUGGAUAUGGAGGAAUCAACGAGACUGAUAAGAAAGAGUGAAGUUGCAGCAUUAGAGGAUUCAUUUUUGGUGGAGCUGAAAAGGGUAUGGUCCAUGGCAGCUCCAAUGGUGGCUGCGACUGCGUCUCAGAAUGCUCUGGAAGUUGUGUCGCUGAUGAUGGUGGGACAUCUUGGGAUUCUUGUCUCCUUUUCUGGGGUUGCCAUUGCCACUUCUUUUGCUGAAGUUACCGGCUUCUGUGUUAUCUUGGGAAUGGCUGGUGCCUUGGAAACUUUAUGUGGCCAAACCUAUGGUGCAGAAGAAUUUGGAGAGAUUGGAAAGUACACUUGCUGUGCUAUUGUCACUAUGCUUCUCGUUUGUCUUCCCAUAACUCUGCUGUGGAUUUUCGUGGAUAAAAUCCUUCUACUAUUUGGUCAAGACCCUGAAAUUUGCCGUGUAGCUCACCAAUACUGCAUAUGUCUCAUCCCUGGACUUUAUGGUUUUGCUGUUCUUCAAUGUCAGAUUCGCUACUUCCAGACUCAGAGCAUUAUCUUUCCCAUGCUCUUCAGCUCAAUUGCUGUUCUGUGUUUACAUAUUCCUAUUUGUUGGGGUUUGGUAUUCAAAUUGGGAUUAGGGCAUGUUGGAGCAGCAUAUUCUAUUGCAAUUUCAUAUUGGUUAAAUGUGAUUGGGCUUGGGAUUUAUAUGAAGUACUCACCAGCAUGUCAGAACACCAAGGUUGUGUUUUCUUUAAAUGCUUUACUCAGCAUUCCAGAGUUCUGUCGAUUUGCUGUUCCUUCUGGACUGAUGUUUUGUUUUGAAAUGUGGUCAUUUGAGCUACUUACCUUAGUUGCUGGACUUUUACCUAAUCCACAACUCCAGACCUCAAUUCUUUCUAUCUGCCUUAACACAACCACGAUGCACUACAUCAUUCCGUAUGCAGUCGGUGCCUCUGCAAGUACUCGCAUUUCCAAUGAAUUAGGAGCAGGGAAUCCAAACGCAGCACAAUGCAUUGUUCGUGUCGUUGUGAUUCUUGCAAUUGUGGAUGGGGUUAUUGUCAGCACUUUGUUCUUUUGUUUUAGGCAUGUAUUAGGAUAUGCUUAUAGCAAUGACGAGGAAGUUGUAUAUUAUGUUGAAGACAUUGUUCCCAUUCUCUGUGGGUCCUUCACUGCUGAUAGUCUAGUAGGAGCCCUUUCUGGGGUUGCAAGAGGUGGAGGGUUUCAGCAAAUAGGGGCUUAUGUGAAUCUUGGAGCCUAUUAUCUUGUGGGAAUUCCUUUGGCAUUGUUGUUGGGUUUUGUCCUACACUUCAAUUCCAAAGGACUCUGGAUGGGAAGUCUUACAGGGUCUGUUCUACAAGUCAUUAUCCUGGCUUGUGUAACUGCCACAACAGAUUGGCAGAAAGAGGCAACAAAAGCAAGGGAGAGAAUAUUUGAGAAGUCAAAUGAAGCUCACAGUGGAUUAGUAUGAAAGUUUUAAACAUAGUAGAAGAGUAAAAUAAAUAGUAAAAGAAAAAAGGAAGGUACCUGGUUUUUUCACAUUUUUGUUUUGCAAUCGGUUCUAUUUCGGUGAAGUAAACAGGCAAAAGUUACUUUGUAUUUUACAUAUAUAUUUUUGUGUGUAUGAGAUUGAUUUUGAAACCAUCAAUAAAUUAUAUAUGGCAA
Messenger RNA from Vigna unguiculata (cowpea), 1694 nucleotides. Its product is annotated as protein DETOXIFICATION 9-like. Gene Ontology annotation, molecular function: xenobiotic transmembrane transporter activity; antiporter activity. Gene Ontology annotation, biological process: xenobiotic detoxification by transmembrane export across the plasma membrane. NCBI's taxonomy places the organism in Eukaryota, Viridiplantae, Streptophyta, Magnoliopsida, Fabales, Fabaceae. The record is from RefSeq and is a predicted model, not a curated record. Gene Ontology annotation, cellular component: membrane.